AUGACUGCCAAGGGCUGCAGCCACGUUAUGGCAUCGUCUGGACAAGACGACGGCAGUUUGCCGUUGAAGCCGGUGGCCAAGAAGCCCGGCAGUAGCACGCGGAGUAGGUCGGCGGCGAGGCCACUUGGCGCCCGCCCGCUGAGCGAGUCGGGACUGCCGACGCCAUCGGGCAAGCGCGGGCCUGGCAGGCCGCGGAGCUCGGGCAGCAAGCGGGUGGCGUACUACAUCUGCUCACACCACGGAUGCCAGCAUGUGGUGCCGAUCGAUCUUGGCGAGCGGCUGAUGCACCGGCACGAGGCAAGGUUCAAGGAGCACGCGGAGCACUUUGCACAGCACAGCGAGACUUGCCUCCGAUGUAAGUCGCUGGUCGAGGCCGGCGAGUGGUCCGCCACCGGCGGCGGGCGCGACGACUUUAUGUGCCGCCACCUGGGGUGCGGGUACUACUCGUCGUCGCCGCGGCCGGCCAACCGAAAGCAGGCUGUCGAGCGGCACGAGAAGGCCUUUCCCAUCCACUACCACCACUUUGACACCUGCCGAGGCCAGUGCGAUCUGUGUAAGAAUCUGCUGGAUUCGGGGACAUGGCAGGCCGACGCCGGUGAGGCCUGGCGGACUCGCGACAACAACCAGGUCAAGGCUCGCCUGACUACCAAGGAGCAGCAAAACACGGAGACUCCGACUCUGGCCUCACUGCGCGGCCGCGAUGACGUCAUCCUCAUCCGGGUCAAGCCCAAGAAGCCCAAGGUGUCCAAGGCUGCCGCGGCGCGCGCUGCGGCUGCAGCUGCCUCUGCCGCCGAAAAGGCCGGCGGCCCAUCCAAGACCAAGCAUGGCUCGGCCUCGCGGAGCAAGUCCAAGUCGAUCUCGCACUCCAAGUCGUCGUCGACCUCGCCGCCGCCCACCACCUUUAUCAAGCCAUCGGCGCGCAAGGCGAAGCCUAGCUCACGAGGCAAGAGCAAAGCUAGCCAGCUCGCAAGCGGACUCACGGUUGGCCGCGCCAAGUCAGACUCGUCGGCCGCCGUGGCUGCGCUCCGGCUACUGGCGCUCAACGCGCCGAGCACGGGACGGACGGCAAGCUCACGCUCGCCGCCGGAGGGUGAGGAUGGCGAGAAUCCAUCGCUGCGGCGCCGGGCGUCGGCGCUGCCAGCGCUCGAGGUGGCGAGUGGCGGCGCUGGCCGGACCGAAGCCAAGGGCCGCGACGCCGACCCUGCACCAUCGCCGUUGCUCUCGCUGCCGUUGCGGCGCAAGAUCGUGCGCGCGCCCAAUCCGCCGCCGCUGGAGACAAUGGAGACGCUGGACUCGUUCUCGUUCUCGGGCGAUGGCGACUCUGUGGCGUCGCCGAGCGAGGCCGAGUCCAUGGCAGACACGCUCGAGGCCGCAGCGUUGUCCGGCGGCUCGAGCGGGCUCGAUCUCGACGGUCUUGCAUCGCCGCCGGGCAUGGCGGUCAAGCGCUCGCGCAAGCGCGGGCUCGACAUCGAGCUGCCACCGACGUCGUCGCCGCCGACCGGCUCGCGGCCAAGCUCACGGCCGGGCUCAUCACUCUCGUCGACCGGCUCGACCGGCGGUCCUCCAAGCAAAAAGCGACGGCCGCUCGUCUCGCCGGACCUGCCGUCACUCUCAUCUGCGCCGGCGCUGGUCCGCGACGAGCCGGGCGGGCUCGAGGCUGCGCCGAUGCGGCUCGAGCUCAAGCGGACGCCGCCGGUUGUGCUGGCAUCGUCCAACGAGGUGGCGCAGCUGACCCGUGUCAUGAGCCUCUCGCGGCCGGACCUACUCAACGUGGUCAAUGCGCACGCCGCAGGCUAUGCCGCUGACAUUAUGGCCGGAAGCUCGUCGCAGACGCCGCCCACUGUUCGGGCCUCGCCUUCCGGCUUCCACUCCCUAAGCGCCAAGCGGAGCUCGGCAUCGCCCUCGCUCGCAGCCAUGCGCCUCUCAGUUGGCUCCGAGUCGUCAGCUGGCCAGGCUGCCGCUACACUCGGCCGCUCCCCGGGCACCGCCGCGACCAUCCCUUCGUCGUCGCCGUUCAAGGAGCUCGCCUCCUCGCGGAGCUCGCCAUCGACGCCCUCGCGGGCACCUCCUUCUCUCUCACAACGAUAAUAAUUGCACAUCACACUUUCGCCACGCCGCG
Molecule: messenger RNA, 2119 nt
Organism: Thecamonas trahens ATCC 50062
Lineage: Eukaryota; Apusomonadida; Apusomonadidae
Exons: 2
Coding region: 1-2088 (695 amino acids)
Source: RefSeq, a predicted model, not a curated record